AUGUUGAACCGUUCCGACGAUUCGCUGGAUCCACUUUUUUACUAUGUGUCGAGCCGCGUAGAUGCCAAGGUGAGAGGCGUAACAGGGUCCUCUGAGGCGUCUGUCUUGCCGAGCCCUUCCAAUCAUUCAUCCGAAGGCGACGAGGCGUCGAAUCAUUCAAAUCCAUCAUGUGCUUGCUCUCCCAAUAACAAGCCGUCGGUUUUGACGAGCUGCUCCCGGGGUUCUGCCUAUAUUGAAGACAUUGAUUAUGCCAUAAUAAAGGCUGAGGAAGAAGCGUUUCCCUUUGAUCCAGUCGAGGCGAGGCUUGAAUUAGAACGUCUCAUGGCAUCCCGAGGUGCUUCUUUGUCAGGGCAGGGGAAACACAAGCGAGGGAGAAGACAAAAACCUGACCCGCCUGGUGCCACACUUUCUUCCCCCGACUCGCUUGAGGCGUUGCGAUGUCGCUUUGGAAUGUCCGAGGCGGUGGAAUUCGUCAUUCCAGAGAAUAGCGACCGAGCUGACAAACCCCCUGAAAAUCACUUUACCCUGUACGAGGUGUUCUUCGAGCUCUGUUUCCUCUGUUUCCCGAUCCCUGGAGUUAUCCUCGAGUACCUGUGGAAACACGGGAUCUCGAUUGGGCAGAUUAUGCCGAGGGGCUUGCGAAAGGCUCCAAAGGGAGGCAGAUUUUAUAUCUCCAACAAGUCUAAUCGCCGGAUUAUAGGCGGUUUCCCAAGCAAAGAUCAGUUUUGGACCGCGCGUUUCGUCUAUGUCUUGGUGAACGAGGCAUCGGUUGGCGAGGACUUCGUCCGAAAAACCAAGACCGCUUGGGGACCACUUGUUCCUGACGACCUCUUCGUUGUUCGAGAUACCCUUGCGGCUCGGAGAGUCAAUUGGAGGAAGCACUUUACGUUUGAGAGAGUGGAAAGAGCGCGAGCGAUUUUCGCCGGAGUACCUGUUAGCACUUCGUCUUCGAAUUCUUCAGGAGAUACAAGGGAAAAAAUGGUGAUCAUCACUCUUAGAGACAGAAAGAGGCAUGAAGAGGAAGAGGCUGCAAAACGAGCCGCCGAGGCGGCUCAAACGGAGGCCGAGGCUAUCCCUCAAGACGAUCCACCGAGCCGUGAAGGGGAAGGCGUGAUCCGAGCUGUGGGGGCGAAUGUUGCCGAGGUGGUUGAGAAGGAGGUGGCGCCCGAGGUGGAACCAGGUGAGAUCAUCCCCGAGAUGCCCAAAGACAAUUCUGCGGCUCAUAGCAAAACACCUUCCAACUCGGCUAUUUUGGCUCUCCCGAAGUCGUCAAGGCCCUCAGCUUCACAUCUACAGAAACACGACGCUGGUCAAAAACUAUCAGCCACUGAGAAAGGGAAAGGCGUGGCUGUUCAGAAAAACGAGCCGCCCAAGAAGAAACGCAAGCCGGCGUCUGGUGAUCCCGCUUCACGCAAACUGGUCGUCGACGACCCGGAUGCCUCGGCGGUGAUGUUUUCGCGGCUUCCUCCUCCCGAGCAGCUGAGGAGACCGAGGUCCUAUGGUGCAAUGGCACAGCGCGGUACCAAGUUUGUAGCGGCUAUCAACGAGCUGAUGGCUGAGUGCGAGGCGGACCUGUCUAAGGUCGAACGUCGUCUGGAUGAAGCUCGGAAUGAGACCGCAGUGGCAAAGGGGAAACUUGACGAGGCGAUGACCAAGGUGAAGAGGCUGGAAGAGGAGAAGAUAGCUCUUCAUGCCGAUGUCGAUAAGGUAUCCGUCACGGUUAUUCGCCUCGAAGAGGCCAGGAGAGCCAAAAGCGCCAAGGUGGGGUUGCUUAAGAGGCGUAUCGAGGCCAAGGAUGCCUUGUUUGAUGAUAAGGUCAAGCGUGCGAAGAACGAAGCGAGGCGAGAGUUGACAUCCAAGUUUCAGGAACGCUUUGCCAAGGUGAAGGAAGGUCUCGCCAAGCUCGAGAAGGCCAAAAUUGAAGAGAAUGAGCUUGGGCAGAUCAAUGGCAACCUUGCUAUGAUCGACGACCUGAGGAAACCGGAUGGCCCGACUCUCGAUGACGAAGAGACGAAGUUAAAGCGUUCGGAGAGCGAAUACAUCGACGAUAAGGCGUAUGAGCGCAUCGCAUCCGAGAUCCGAGGUGAGCUAGUCUUCUCGCCCGUGUCGCCGGACUCUGUAGCCACCUGCCUGGGUAACGAGCCGAUUGAGGAGACAGCGGCUAAUCUGGGUGUUGGAGAUCCGACCGGAUCGAACACGGGUACGCCAGCCCUUUCGAACCUCCUUGCCGAGCGAGAGACGCAAUCAGCAGCUUGA
Molecule: messenger RNA, 2256 nt
Organism: Eutrema salsugineum
Lineage: Eukaryota; Viridiplantae; Streptophyta; Magnoliopsida; Brassicales; Brassicaceae
Exons: 4
Coding region: 1-2256 (751 amino acids)
Source: RefSeq, a predicted model, not a curated record